AUGCCGACAGAGACCCAAAAGUCCGCCGGAGGGACAGGACAGGACGCGCUGAGUUCCACCAGUGAGAUUGACAGUGCCGCGAGCUCGCCGUGCCUGCGAAACGCGGCCACCGCCGCGCCAGGUGAAAAGGUCGCAUCGCUCGAGUCCGCGGACGAGUCGGUGCGCGCUUACGACGAGGACGAAAUCGUCCAUACGGUGCCGUGUUCGUGCUAUGGCUGGUCGCAGCAACGCGUCCGCCUCUGCCUCUGCGGGUCCGCGAGCUCGGCUAUUGUGCUGGUGGUGCGGCUUUUGCUCGACUGGUACUCGGGGACGACGUACGUCAUACAUAGCUUUAUUGUGUAUUUUGACAUGAUGCUCAUACACCUAUUUACGUGUUCGCCGUGGCUCUCGGCGAGCGGCGAGGUCGUCACGUAUCUGGCGGUGCUAGCCUUCUACAUUACGAAGCAUAGAAUAUUCGAGCUAAUGGAGACGGUGGCGAUCGCGGCCCUGUGCUCAAUUCAUUUGAUUCGCUCGAGAAACAAACAUCUGGACCACGAGCACGCGCUGCAAGAGGAGCUCACCGCGCUCAAGCACUCGGUCCGAUCCGCGCGCGUGCUGCCCGACAUCGAAUGUGGCGGCCCGCCCGACGCUGCCGACGUGUCGACGGCGUCGAAGCACGCGUCGACGGAGUCGACUCAGUCGAGCAUCGCGCCGCCGCCGCCGCCCUACUCGCUCGCGCCGGCGAAGGCGCGGCGGCGCUGGCGGGAGGACUUCUACGACCACUUCCUGGACGGUGCGGCGGGCGUCAUGUACACGUCGUUCCUCGGACUCAUCUUGGACGACCUGAUCGCUCUCGGGACCGGCAAAUACAAGAAAUGUUGA
Pelagomonas calceolata is the source of this 861-nucleotide messenger RNA. Lineage: Eukaryota; Pelagophyceae; Pelagomonadales; Pelagomonadaceae. The record is from the annotation of a GenBank genome assembly.